Messenger RNA from Trichomycterus rosablanca, 1432 nucleotides. It is a transcript of the gene srsf7a, whose product is annotated as serine and arginine rich splicing factor 7a. Gene Ontology annotation, molecular function: zinc ion binding; RNA binding. The record is from RefSeq and is a predicted model, not a curated record. The transcript has 8 exons. Lineage: Eukaryota; Metazoa; Chordata; Actinopteri; Siluriformes; Trichomycteridae. The coding region runs from base 147 to 920 and encodes 257 amino acids.
AAAUUACUGCGUGUUUUUAAAUGAUUUCAGUUCGAUUCGUUUUGAUUUAACCGGUCUGAAGUCGGGCUCGCGUGCUCAGUCGGGAAGACGUCGCGCGCCGUCCUGCGGAGACGUGAGGCCGACAAGCAGCAAGUUGCUGGUCCAAGAUGUCUUACUCGUCGCGGAGUUCGUACGACUGUAAGGUCUACGUGGGUGACCUGGGCAGCGGCGCGGCGAAGGGAGAGCUGGAGCAGGCGUUCGGCUACUACGGGCCCCUGCGGAACGUAUGGGUGGCGCGCAAUCCUCCCGGCUUCGCUUUCGUGGAGUACGAGGACUCCAGAGACGCGGAGGAUGCCGUGAAGGGGAUGGACGGAAAGAUGCUCUGUGGUGCUCGUAUUCGUGUCGAGAUGUCGAACGGAAUGUCCCGGAAAUCUCGCUUCGGCCGGCCGAGCCGUAGGGCGUUCGAUCCGAACGACCGCUGCUACCAGUGUGGCGAGACGGGACAUUACGCCUACGACUGCUACCGCUUCAGCAGGCGAGGUGGCCGACGCAGCAGCAGGUCUCGGUCUAGAUCUCGCGGUCGCCGCUACCACUCACGCAGCCGUAGCAAUGAGCGGAGGCAUCGUCGUUCCCCUUCAUACUCCAAAAGGAGGAGCAGGUCUGGGUCCCAGGACCGUUCUAGAUCCAGAACUCCAGUCAGGCGCUCUCGCUCUCCUGUGCGCCGCUCCAGAAGUCCAGCCAGAAGGUCGAGAACACCGGUCCGCAGGAGCAGUCGCUCUCGAUCACGUUCCCGCUCCAACUCCAGACAGAGGGCACGCAGUGCGUCCAGAUCCCGAUCUCGUUCCCGAUCACGCUCUCGUUCACGCUCAGUCAGCCAGAAGAGAGACAGUCGUUCCAGGUCUCCGAGCCCAAGAAAGAACCCCACACCGGACGCCGACUGAUUCGGAGCAACGUUUUCUCGUCUCUCGAUCUCCCCCCACCCCCCUCUGCCUACCCCCCUGUAUGCUGAAGCCUCUCGGCUGUCCCACUAGCUGCAGUUCAGGUUUCACUGGUUUCAUCGAAUCUUUUUGUUCGUUAACGACCUUCCCUGCAGUUUCAGUUCGGUUUCUCUGCAGCCGUGUGUACAAUCGAACAUCUGUACUACUUUCUGCUCCCUCUAAUUUCAGGAGGUUUUUUGUGCUACACCACCUUCCUCCUAAAAUCCUCGUAAAUAUAUUUUUAAGAAUUUUAAGUCAUUUUUAGUUUGUGUUUUGGGACUGUGGUCAGCGAGUGUCUGGUUGGGGGGCUGGGUCAGUUUAUCUAGUUGGGGGGGGGGGAGAAAAAAUGAGCUGUGAUUGGGUCAAAGCUGAGUUUAAAGUAUUUUUGUUUAGUUAUUUUUUUUUAAUUUUUAUUUUUUAUUUUUUUCGUUGGAAAUGCCAUUGAUCUUUUUAAUAAAGUGAAUCUUUACACACUU